AUAUUUGUGAGUGAGAGAGUGAGUAAAGCUUAGUGUGUGUGAUUUCUUUCUGCCAUAUAUAGGGGCAAACUUGCUUUGAGACCAGGUUGUGUGUCACAUAGUCUGUGAUCUAUCUGUAAACCACACUUUCUUUCUAUCUUUCUUCAAUACCCUCGGGACUAUAAGGAUUUCUGCAUACUUGCCCUGCUUUAACCACAGUUGGAGGAAAAUUAUUAAGCAUUUGAUAGAUUACUUUGUCCUGUUGAUUUUGAAGAUCUGUUCAGUUGCUGGCAAACAUGGAAGGACUGAAUGACGUUCAUGAUGACGGAUCCUUCAUGUUCACCUCAGAGUCUGUGGGAGAAGGGCAUCCAGAUAAAAUCUGUGACCAAAUCAGUGAUGCAGUUCUUGACGCACACUUGAAGCAGGACCCGGAUGCUAAAGUGGCCUGUGAAACUGUUUGUAAGACUGGCAUGGUACUUCUCUGCGGUGAGAUCACAUCUCGGAGCAACGUUGACUACCAGAAGAUUGUGCGUGACACCAUUAAACACAUUGGUUACGACAACUCUGAAAAAGGCUUUGACUAUAAAACCUGCAAUGUGCUGGUGGCUCUCGAGCAGCAGUCUCCUGAUAUAGCGCAGGGUGUCCACGUUGACAGACAUGAAGAAGACAUUGGAGCUGGAGACCAGGGGCUCAUGUUUGGCUAUGCCACUGAUGAGACGGAGGAGUGCAUGCCACUCACAAUUGUCCUUGCACACAAACUCAAUUCUAAAAUGGCCGAGCUGCGGCGGGAUGGCACCAUCCCAUGGCUCCGCCCAGACUCAAAAACUCAGGUCACGGUGCACUACAAACAGGAGAAUGGCGCUGUGAUUCCUUUGCGUGUCCAUACAGUGGUCAUCUCCGUCCAACAUGACGACUACAUUUCACUGGAGGAGCAACAGCGUAUUCUGAAGGAGAAGGUCAUCAAAGCUGUGGUGCCAGCAAAAUAUCUCGACGAUAAGACUGUGUACCAUCUGCAGCCAAGUGGACGCUUUGUCAUCGGAGGGCCUCAGGGAGAUGCUGGUGUCACAGGUAGGAAGAUUAUUGUGGACACAUAUGGUGGAUGGGGGGCUCAUGGUGGUGGGGCCUUCUCUGGAAAGGACUACACCAAGGUGGACCGCUCUGCUGCCUAUGCUGCACGCUGGGUGGCUAAGUCUCUGGUGAAGGCCAAACUGUGCAGAAGAGUGUUGGUUCAGGUGUCUUAUGCCAUUGGAGUUGCGCACCCUCUCUCAAUCUCCCUCUUCACCUAUGGCUCAUCGGAAAAAACAGAGAAGGAGUUGCUACAGAUUGUCAACAAGAACUUUGACCUCCGACCAGGCGUCAUUGUUAGGGACCUGAACCUGAAGAGGCCGAUCUACCAGAGCACCGCCUGCUACGGUCAUUUUGGCCGAUCAGAGUUCCCCUGGGAGAUGGCCAAGAGUCUCAAGGUAUAGAAAGAGAGGCGUGCGAGUCCUGCCUGCAGUCAUUCAGUCGCUCUUUCCUCCAGCUCUCCUCUCUCAGCAGAUUUUGGAUCUCUUCCCGCAUAUGCUACAUUUCAGAUUAGAUGAAUAUCCUGUAAAUGUCAAGAUUGAUAAAUUAAUAGCUGUCUGUCGACUCCCUCACAUCACAACUGUUUCAUCACGUCGACACUCAUGACAAUCAAUCAUUCCUUAAAGCCGAAGUGCGUCAUAUCCCCAGCUUGCCAUAGAGAAUAGUAAUCAACUUUAAGUAAUCAGAUUAAUUACUUUAAAAAGUGUAAGUACUGUGAUUCUGUGGUGCUAUCAAGGUAUUACUCUGUCAGCAGCAACACUGGUGGGAGUUUUGGGCGGGAAAAACUGGGGGGGGGGGGUGCAGUUUUGUAUGGUGCCACUAGUACCUCAAAAAACAACAACACACAUUUCAGCUUUAUACUUAAAAAUAUUUAAAUCACAAUUAUUCAGUAUUUACUACAUUGCAAUUUCUUUUCCGUUAUCAUGAGUCUAAUAGCUACUAGGCUAUUUAAUUGGUUUUUCAUUGUGUGAAGAGUUAUAAGCAUAAUGUGGACCAUUGGGAGUUUGAGAUUUUAUACGUUAUACAAUCAGAAAAUCAUAUUCCUUGCAUCAUAUUUACAGUCUUAAAAGGGUCUAAUUGUGUGACUUUUUCUUGCAUCAUAAGAAUAUUUGCGUUUUAUGCUUCAUUUGUGACUGCAUUAAUCUCAUUAAUAUUUGAUAAUGGCAGAGGGAUAUUAUUAGAAUAUUGUUGUUUAUGUGUACAGAUCCUGUGCUGGUCUUACAUUAAUUGUCAUCACUGGAGAGUGAGCAUGUGUAUGUGUGUUUAUGUACUUCAGCUAUGAACAAAGCCAGAUAAUGUUGCACACUUGAGAUGCGUGUGAAAGCCACUCAUUUGUUUUCUUUAGACUUCUGAGUUCAACAGAGGCAUUAACCCUUAAAAACACUUUAAACCAUUUUACUCUUACUGUUUUCUUUCAGAUUUUCAACUUUUGUCUUUAAGAUUGAAUUUGAGGUCAGACAUGUAAAUAAUUGUGAAUAAUUAAAGUGUGGAAAAUUCUUCAUAUA
This is a messenger RNA of Cyprinus carpio (common carp), 2549 nucleotides long. RefSeq names its product S-adenosylmethionine synthase. The record is from RefSeq and is a predicted model, not a curated record. Gene Ontology annotation, biological process: S-adenosylmethionine biosynthetic process. Gene Ontology annotation, cellular component: cytosol. NCBI's taxonomy places the organism in Eukaryota, Metazoa, Chordata, Actinopteri, Cypriniformes, Cyprinidae. Gene Ontology annotation, molecular function: methionine adenosyltransferase activity; ATP binding.